AUAUCUCUCUCUCGCUUCUUCAGCAGAACCCCAUUUUGUUCAACAUUUUUAGUAAAAAAAUGUUCAGGACAAAAACUCAUCUCUCAUGAUCUCUUUUGUUUACCUAUUUUAGGGAACUUCCCCUUUCCUUUCUUGAGCCAGCACUUUUGGUUGUCUGUGUUACUACACCCACUCGGCAUCUUAUUAAUAAGGAAGGUUAAAGUUCCGAUCUUUUUGGAGGGAGGAGAUCAGUAGAGGAAGAAAGAUGGCUCGGGAGAAGAUCAAGAUCAGGAAGAUCGACAACGUGACGGCGAGGCAGGUGACUUUUUCCAAGAGGAGACGGGGGCUUUUCAAGAAAGCUGAAGAACUCUCCGUUCUCUGCGAUGCUGAGGUUGCCCUCAUCAUUUUCUCUGCUACUGGGAAGCUCUUCGAGUAUGCCAGCUCCAAUAUGAAAGACAUUCUGUCUCGCUAUAAUCUGCAUUCUAGUAACAUCAACAAACUUGAUCAACCAUCUCUCGAACUGCAGCUAGAGAAUAGCAAUCAAAUGUUGAGCAAGGAAGUUGCCGACAAAAGCCACCAGUUAAAGCAGAUGAGAGGAGAGGAUCUUCAAGGAUUGAGUAUAGAAGAGUUGCAGCAGCUUGAGAAAAUGCUUGAAUCUGGACUAACCCGAGUGCUUGAAACCAAGGGUGAACGGAUUUUGAAUGAGAUCUCUGCACUUGAGCAGAAGGGAGCAGAAUUACUGGAAGAGAACAAACGACUUAAAGAUAAAAUGGUAGCAUUGUCUAAGGGGAAAAGACAUUUACCAGCAGAGUCGGAUAUUGCGGUUCAGGAAGAAGGCAUGUCCUCGGAGUCUGUCACAAAUGUUUGCAGUUGCACUAGUGGCCCUCCUGUGGAUGAUGAUAGCUCAGAUACUUCUCUCAAAUUAGGGCUUUCCCUUCACUAGCUGAAACAAUAUGGGAAGUUGCAUGCUUAAUAAUCUUCCAAGGAUUAAGAAUGUUGAACAACUCCUGGAUUAGAGUCUACUAAGCUGUGUGCUAUCCUGUCUUCUUCUUGUUGUUGAGAUGUGUACUAUCCAAUGAGCUAAAUUGAAUGAAAACUAGGAUGCAUUAUAUGUAAUGUAUGAAUCUAACCUGUUUGUCCUAUUAAGUCGUUAAAGUUUGUUGGUAUUAGACAAUGAUCAAUUUAGUGUAGCACGUAAGACUAAACAAUAAUCCUUGUUCACUUUCUUAUCGGAAUGAGAGUUUUUCUUUGUAUCAACUGGAAUGAAGUGUUAUUGACAUU
Rubroshorea leprosula is the source of this 1260-nucleotide messenger RNA. NCBI's taxonomy places the organism in Eukaryota, Viridiplantae, Streptophyta, Magnoliopsida, Malvales, Dipterocarpaceae. The record is from the annotation of a GenBank genome assembly.